UAUCAUUCCGUUUCGAAACGACGUGGACGAGACACUGUCGAAUGAUGCUGCCGCUGCUGCUCAUCGUGGCCCUGCGCGCGCUGGGUGCGAUGGCCUUUCUGAAUCUCACGGGCGUCGGCAGCCUCAGCACGACGCUCGCAACGCACGACCCACUCUUCCUCCUCGCUUACGCAUCGUGGGAUACCAGUGCCAGGGCCCAGCUCGAGGCGUUUGCCGCGACGGCCCACGUGCUUCCCGCCAUUUCGUUUGGCGUCAUCGAUGUCGCCGUCGACAAAGCGGCGCUGCACGUAACAGGGUACCCGACGCUCGUCCUCUACAACGGGAGCGCCCCGCCGACCGAGUACUUUGGGGAUGUGUCGUCGAUCGCGAUGCAACAUUGGCUACUGCACGACGCACCUCUGCAGCUCGUGCGCACCCAAGACGAGUGGACAAAGCUGCAGCGAAAUCCCUCCACGCUGCUGCUGGCGAUCACAGCGUGUGAGGACGAUCCUCCGCGCGUCUUUAUCGAGACCUUGGCAAACGGCGUGGAUGGCAGCUUUGCGCUCACGUGCAACGCAUCGCUGGUGGCGGAUGUGAUUCCGCAGCCGGGGUCCCUCCCGGCACUCUGGCGGCUCGAUGCCACGGCCAUUGUGCCGGCCACCCCCUUCCUCGGACCCUGGUCGAUCCCAGACGUCCUCGCCUUCUACUCGGGGGCCACCUCGCCGUGGCUUCUGUCGUACAACCCGGCGGACGCAUUGCCGGUUGGUGCGCUGGCGUACGUGCUGAUCUUUACCGACAAAGACGCCUCGUGGCACAGUGCGUUGAUGCUGCAGCUGCACCUCGUCGCGUCGCGCCAGCAGCGGAUCUGUUACCUUGUCGUGACGGAUCAGAGUCUCGCGUUGGCCGGAUACUUUGGCGUCUCUGCUCGCCCCGGUCUCGUGUGGUACAUCGAUGCGAGUACGUUUCGCAGCCUCGAUCGCCAAGGUGCCGCGCUGGCUGCGCAACUGGAGCAAGAACCGACGGCCUUUCGCGACAGAGUGCUUCGGUUCCAGCAAAAGAACCUGCCAUCGGCGCUUGCCCACCAGAAAGCUGCCGUGGCGCCACCUGCACCCGUCGUACGCCGCCGCCUCGUCGCCCGGCGCGAGAUUGAUAGUGCGGCGAUGCUCUCCACGAUGCUCUCCACACUAGAGUGUGUCGUUGUUGUUUUUUAUUCGCCCCGGUGCCCGUCGUGUCACCGAGUAUUGCAGUGGCUUGACGACGUCGGUCGUGACACGCAUGACGUGGCAGGCCCUGCGCUCGCCACCUGGAACGUGGACCAUAUGGAGGCCCCCAACGUGCGGGAUCUGCUUGGCGACAAGGCUCACUUGCCACUCGUCCAACGCUUCUGCAAGGACGCGCCACCCGUUGCGUCGGCGCCGAUGACGUCGUAUGACGACUUCGUGCAUUUUAUUACAAGCACAGUAUAGACAUCCAGUUGGAUUGUCAAGUUCA
Saprolegnia diclina VS20 is the source of this 1470-nucleotide messenger RNA. RefSeq lists its product as hypothetical. The transcript has 4 exons. NCBI's taxonomy places the organism in Eukaryota, Oomycota, Saprolegniomycetes, Saprolegniales, Saprolegniaceae. The record is from RefSeq and is a predicted model, not a curated record. Bases 42 to 1445 code for a protein of 467 amino acids.